Molecule: messenger RNA, 3015 nt
Organism: Trypanosoma cruzi
Lineage: Eukaryota; Euglenozoa; Kinetoplastea; Trypanosomatida; Trypanosomatidae
Product: endo-beta-N-acetylglucosaminidase, putative
Exons: 1
Coding region: 1-3015 (1004 amino acids)
Biological process (GO): protein deglycosylation
Cellular component (GO): cytoplasm
Molecular function (GO): mannosyl-glycoprotein endo-beta-N-acetylglucosaminidase activity; peptidase activity
Source: RefSeq, a predicted model, not a curated record
AUGCGCCAAUCACUCGUCCAACUGUACUGUUAUGACUUGUCGGGCGGAAUGGCUGAAAAUAUGAGCAAGAUGUUGAUUGGGGAGCAGUUGGAUGCGAUCUGGCACACCGCCAUCGUCGUCUAUCAGAAGGAGUUUUACUUUGACGGCGGCACGGGCAUUGUCCACGAGUCCCCGGGGAAAACGCGUUUUGGUCAGCCAAGGCGCGUUGAGGUUCUGGGAGAAACAACCAAAACGGAGGCGGAAUUUCUUAUGUGGACGCAGCAGCAACGUGGCAGUGGAUUUGGUCCAAAUGAUUACAGCCUUCUUUACCGUAACUGUAAUCAUUUCACGCAGGAGGCGGCGAGAUUUUUGGUAAACCGAGAUAUUCCAGAUGAAAUACGCAAUAUGAUCCCCAAAGUGUUGGGGACGCCUCUUGGUCGUAUGUUGCGUCCCCUGCUGGAGAGCGUAACUGCAGCUGGGAAUUCGGCCUCGCCAUCAACCCUACAAGGGGGUGCCCCUCCCGCGGCCGAAGAAGUUGGCCUGCAUUCGACAAGGACGCAACUUACAGAAGCCGAAGAGGAAGACCUUAUGGUCGCUUUGGCGAUGCUACAGAGCAAUGAGUUUUUGUCCUCGGGCUCUCAGGAAGGCUUCGAUAUCACGCGUGGGGCUAUUGCACUUCUUCGCACAUCCCUGUUGAAUAUAUUGGAGCAACCGACUGAGCCUAAGUACCGAGGACUUCUCACAACCAGUCAAAGUUACAAGACAAAAUUGCUUCCACUGGAGAAAUUUGGCGUGGUUGAAAUUUUUCGUCUUUCUGGAUUUCGUCUGCGUCAGCAUCCUUCCGGCACAGGGCAGCAAUGGUAUCUUAGUGAUGCAGAUGGCAGCGAGGAAAUAUUAAGUAUCAUGAUUGCCUAUUUGAACGAGCUGAUGGACGCGGUGGAUAGGGAGGCACCCGUAUCUGUUUCUGUGGACAAAAACCCCACCUGUCAUGAGGUGCCGCAUGACGUUCAGGGGAUCGAUCCCCCGGAAGGGGUUACGGAACAGGACCCAGGCGAUACUGCAUUGCAAAUUAUUCAGCAUGAUGCCGGACAGCCGCUGUCAUCCCUUAAGGAGCUGGGGGACUGGUCAGCUACUAAACCAGGUAUCAUCACGCCCGCUGUGGCUUGUCGUCGGCGUGUUGUUGGCAAUCCCUUGAAAGCCACUCGACUUUUGGUCUGCCAUGAUAUGCGCGGUGGGUACAAUCCCAGUGAUUACGCCCGUUUCGCACUUUGUGACGCCUCUUCCUCUGUGAACCCGGUGGUAGACACCAGUUACACGGUGAGCUACUGGAAUCUUGUGGAUUACUUUGUCUACUUUUCGCACCAUCGUGUUUCCAUCCCGCCGAAGGAGUGGAUCAACACCGCGCACCGUGAGGGUGUUCCCAUGCUCGGCACCUUCCUCACGGAGUGGGACGCGUCAGACAUUUGCAUGAUGCUUGACAACGUGGAAGAAAUGGAUAAAGUCAUUUAUCAGCUGGUUGAAGUUUGCAACGCGUAUAAUUUUGACGGUUAUUUGAUUAACGUUGAGAAUCGCCUGGACCCGAUACUUGCGUGCCGGUUGGUGCCAUUUUUGGCUAAGCUGCUGCAUGCACUCAACAAGAACCGUCCCCUAUCCUCCUCUGAAAGGACGGUCUUCUGGUACGAUGCUGUCACCAUAAAAGGAAAACUGAGAUACCAGAACGGUCUCACGCCAGAGAACAAGCCAUUUUUUGAUGUGGCUAGUGGUCUAUUCACAAAUUACGGAUGGAGACCAGGGCAACUGCCCGUCUCGGCGGCACUUGCGGGUGAUCGUGCUCGAGCAGUGUAUGUCGGAGUGGACGUAUUUGGUCGUAGUAACAUGUAUGGAGGUGGUGGGUAUGACAGUGGCAAGGCCGCGGAAUGUGCGGAAAAUGCGAAGCUUUCCGUUGCACUCUUUGCCCCUGGAUGGACGUUGGAGAUGGAGGGAAAUGCUAACCGGGAGACCUUUCUUCGUGCCGAUGCCAAAAUGUGGUUUGGGCUGCAGGAAAUAUUUGAAAGGAAGUGUAUUGAGUAUGACACGCUGCCUGUCUGGAGCUGUUUCCGCUCAGGUGUGGGGAAGCAGUUUUACUUAAAUGGUAAACGCGUUGUGGAUGGGAGUACGCAUGUCGUGGAGUGGUGUCAACUCUCCCGGACGCAUUUUAUUCCCUGUUAUCAGUUCUCCCUCAGCUCAAGUGAGGAACACUCCUGGUGCGUGUUACCACAGAAAAGCGAUGAUGGCAAACUACGCUCCGUGUUGCCCGUGGAGUGGAUAACAGACCCAGUGUGGAUGGGUGAUCGCAGCAUGAGAUUUAAUUUGCCUUCCGCAAGUGCCGUGACCCUCAUGCGUUCGAAAAUAAGUCUUGCUGGAUGCAGUAACAUUAAUGGUGUGCUGGCGUUUGUUGACGCGGCGUGGUGGCGUGGCUCCAAUGAAGAUAAAUUUUUUUUGCCAUACCUGCUUAUUGAAGGCAGUUUUGGGGAUUCCACCUCUCAGAUUGUCUUCGACGAGGAGAAUGUUCCCGAUGGGACAGGUGUCGUUGCGUCUGUGGGUGGAUGGUAUGUUUUUCGUUAUGCUAUUCCUGCAAGAACAAAUUGGUCACAUAUAACGUCCAUAUCUGUUUUGAAUAAUUCGCCGGAUCAUCCGCUGGGCUGCACGCUGGGCGGUUUGGGCUUCCUUUCUUCUGGCGAGCGUGAGAAGACCAAAAGUGCAUUGCUGGUUGGACAGCCACAUAGGCUGUCUGCCGAGAAAUUUUCUGUCCAUUUGACGAAACAGCCAACGGUACGAGUGGUUGAGUUGAGGUUGGACGAGGAGGAGGUGGAGGAGGAGGAGGAAAAGUUGAUAAACUUCGUCCUGUUGGCGAAUGUGGUCACCGAAGACGGUGCUUCCGUCCGUUUGUACAUGGGGGAGCACGAGAAAAAACCAACCCUGUGGGUUGAACUUCGCAUCGCAGCCAAUGUCACCGUAAAGGAGUUGUUGCUUUACCCCGUCUCUCCCGGAAGCUGA